AUGUGGGUCAGUGAGCUAAAGGAGCAGAAGGAGGAGGUGGAGCAGAAGGAUCUGAAGGAGGAGGAGCUGAAGGAGCCGACGGAGCAGGAGGAGGAGGAGGAGCAGAAGGAUCUGAAGGAGGUGGAGCAGAAGGAUCUGAAGGAGGUGGAGCAGAAGGAUCUGAAGGAGGAGGAGCAGAAGGAGCAGUUAGCGGACAUGGAUUUGAUUUGUAAAUGA
Messenger RNA from Knipowitschia caucasica, 216 nucleotides. NCBI's taxonomy places the organism in Eukaryota, Metazoa, Chordata, Actinopteri, Gobiiformes, Gobiidae. The record is from the annotation of a GenBank genome assembly.